Messenger RNA from Ruditapes philippinarum (Manila clam), 864 nucleotides. RefSeq lists its product as uncharacterized. Gene Ontology annotation, molecular function: DNA binding. NCBI's taxonomy places the organism in Eukaryota, Metazoa, Mollusca, Bivalvia, Venerida, Veneridae. The transcript is spliced from 2 exons. Bases 1 to 864 code for a protein of 287 amino acids. Gene Ontology annotation, cellular component: nucleus. The record is from RefSeq and is a predicted model, not a curated record.
AUGGCAGAACUUGGAUACCGAUAUUCCAACAGCAAGUUGAAGCAGCUGGCAGGAGCUAUGGCUUAUGAAAUGAAAGCCACACCUAGAAAAUUAGAAAGGUCGAGAGCAAAGUCUUCUACACCAGAGAAGGUGACCGGUUAUUUCAAGAAGCUUGAGGAGGUUCUCAAACAACACAACUUAUUGGAAAAACCACAACACAUCUACAACCUUGAUGAGAACGGCUUGCAGACAGACCACCGUCCAUAUAAUGUUGUUGCUAAUUCAAAUUCUAAGUGUCAGGCCAUCACUUCACCGAGAAGCUCUACUACAACUCUAAUUGGAUGUGUGAACGCCCUUCGUCAGUUGCUACCUCCUUUCUUUGUUUUCAAGGGGAAACGAUUUAACCCAGAUCUGAUGAAAGGCAGCUCUGUUGGCGCUAAGGGGGUCAUGUCAGACUCUGGUUGGUCCAAUGCUGCUAUAUUCCAGCAAUAUUUGGAAGAGCAUUUUCUGCCAAAUGCCAGACCUUGCCCAGAAGACAAACAGCCAAUCAUUCUUAUCUAUGACGAACACAGUUCGCAUAAAUCCCCAAAACUUAUUAAUUGGGCUAGGGAAAGAGGACUGAUACUGUUUGUAUUGCCAGCUCGUAUCUCGCACCUGCUACAACCACUGGAUGUUGCCGUAUUUGGGUCCUCCAAGAAUAAUUAUUAUUCAGAAUGUUCCAGUUUCAUGAGCAGGUGUAUCGGUCAGAUUAUCACAAGGUAUGAGCUUUGCAGUAUUGCUUGUAAAGCUUACACCCGAGCUAUGUCACCGUCGAACAUCCAGUCAGCUUUCCGGAAGACAGGCAUAGUCCCUAUAGACCCGACCGUCGUAUCUUUGGAGAAGUAA